This is a messenger RNA of Oncorhynchus masou masou (cherry salmon), 2750 nucleotides long. Its product is annotated as calphotin-like. The transcript is spliced from 8 exons. Bases 162 to 2045 code for a protein of 627 amino acids. The record is from RefSeq and is a predicted model, not a curated record. Gene Ontology annotation, cellular component: MICOS complex; mitochondrion. Gene Ontology annotation, biological process: inner mitochondrial membrane organization. NCBI's taxonomy places the organism in Eukaryota, Metazoa, Chordata, Actinopteri, Salmoniformes, Salmonidae.
GGGAAGGGCAGGUACUUGAGGUUGUGUUUGUAUCGGAGCUGUGAGAUUAAACUGGGCGGCGUGUUCUCGGUCCAAAGACCCACGUUGUGGUACAAGAUUUACACCAAACCUACCUGCACAUUUCUCAAUACAAUUUUAGGCACUCUGUCUGUACGAAAAGGAUGGGAGGCAACAGCAGCAGCCACGUCUCGUAUGAAGACGACCACGUUACUUUUGUGAAGGGCAUUCGGCUGACUGACAAAGUCAUCAAUCGAAUGAGAGAGGAGUGCCAGGCCCAGAAGGUUGUCCAUCCUCACUCACAGCAGAAUGGACCUGCUUCCACGCUCUCAACAGAACCUGUGGUCCCUGUGUCCACACCGGCCCCCACAGUCGAUCAUUUGGUCCCCCUUCUGGUCUCCCCUUCCCUGUUUAUCCCCACACCUCCCUGUCCACCUGCGGCCCUACCCACACCUCCGUCUCCCCCUGUUCAGCCAGUAAAGCUUACUCCUCCACCUCCUGUCACAUUUGUCUCUGCUCCCUGUCCACAUGCGGCCCUACCCACACCUCCCUGUCCACAUGCGGCCCUACCCACACCUCCCUGUCCACCUAAGGAAUCGAUAGUCCGAGCUCCAACUGUUGAACCUAUUGUUCCACCUCUAGAUACCAAAGUGCUUCCUCAAGGGGCAGAACCAAUACUUCCUCUGGUGCCUUUAGAACCUAUAGCGCCAUCUUUGGCCCCAUCUCCACCAAUAGAAGAACCAGUACCCGUACUCCUAUGUACCCCUACAACUGAGGAACCUGUAGUUCUGCCGACACUGGCUGAACCUAUUGUCCCACCUGUCCCUAUAGAACCCGUAGUACCACCUAAGCCUGUGAAACCUGUGGUUCUAGCUUCUCCAGCUGUGGAACCAAUUGUGCUGCCUCCAGUGGUUGAAUCUGUUGUCCUACAUCACCCUGUAGAACAGGUAGACCCACUUACCCCUGACCCUUCACCUGUUGAAGCUAUUGUCCUGCCACCUGUUGUGUUUGAGGAAGUAGCAACACCUACCCUCGUAGAACCGGUAGUCCUGCCACCUGUUGUGGAAUCUGUCACCAUUACGACACCACUUGUUGUUGUUGAAGAGGUUGUCCGACCCACACGUCCACCUGUAGAGCCCUUACCGGUCUCUACUCCUCCGCCUGUUGCAGAACCUCCGCCUCCCCCAGUCCUAGCACCUAUCCCAGAGCCUAUGAUGGAGGAAGUUCCUCCAGCACCAUGUCCCUCCAUGGAGCUGGCCACCCUGCCUACUGCAUCGGCUGCUAGCAAACCAACUGAUCUCCCUCCCCCUGUAGAAGAGCCCAUAGCUCCCCCUCCUCCUCUCUCUGCCCCAGUAGAACCCAUGGUCAGCAUUCCACUACUCCCUCUCAUUGAAAACGUGGCUGUUCCAGUCGUGGCUCCUGUUGUGACCCCCCCUGUGAUCCCACUGCAACCUCCAUUAGUGGUAGAUGAAGAAGUGCUGAGGAGGCAGAUCCAAGCUGAGCUGACGAAGGGCCUGGAAGAGGAGAUGAAAGUGAAGCGGCAAGAGUUUGAAAAACAGUUGUAUGAGGUGAAGGUCCAGGCCAGAGCCCAGGCUCAGGCUGUAGCCCAGGCUCAGAUCCAGGAGGAGGUUAAGAAAAUCCUGGAAGUGGAGAAGGCAGCGCAGGGAGAGAACCUGAUGGCGGCCAUAGAGAAGGAACGCAUGACCACAGAGGAUGAGAGACUCAUGGCCCAGCUCUACGCCCACAAACUGGAGGAGAAAGAGAACCAGGUGAAGAAACAAGAUGCACUCUUCAGGGAACAGGUCGCCAAGCUGGAAGAAAAGAGUGCUCAGUUCUUCAAAGUCACCACAGAGAACUUCAAGAAGGGCAGAGAGGACGCUCACAACACCUUCAAGCGUGUUGACAUCAAGCCAGUGUGUGGUGACCUGCAGAGUCAGAUCCUGAAGUGCUACAGGGAGAACACUCGACAGACCCUCACCUGCUCUGGCAUCGCCAACUUGUACAUGAAAUGUGUGGACAACCACAAGACUAAGAGCAUUGGAGGUUAGAAGAGCCUAAUUUUUCACCAAUGGCGUUACUGUUUAACUAGAGGGACAGGAGCUGAUCGCCAUCAGCCAUCAAAACGCACCAAAAACCAGUUGAACUGUUCUGAGACCACGACCACCACAGCUGAAGACACUCCUGCUCCACCAUCCCUUCCUCCCAUCCAUGGUAUCUGUAUUAACCCCCCCCCCCCCCGAGAGGGUCAGAGGUAGAAUGAGGAGCCCAUGUCCUGACCCAGUACAGGCUAGAGACUGGUACUGAUGUCAAAGGAUGUGAGAGAGAGCGCACAAUAUGGUUCUUGGGUUCACAAAUGGACAAUGCUAUUAGCACUACACUGACGGAAAAUGGACAUUGUUACCAUGACUACACUAUGACAGGAAAUGGAACUGGAAAUGCAACACGUGCACUACACUAUGACAGAAAAUGUACAUUGUUACUGUGACAGGAAAUGUGAGACAUCUCAUCCCUGACUGAAUAUAAAAUGCUUUAUACAUCUCCACCAAUGGAAAUUUUGGGAUUACGGUUUUGCCGUUGACAGCAGUAUGAAACAUAAUGGAAUGGCCAAGUUGUGAAAGAUAUUGUUUGUUGAGUGUAUACGCACCUAUGCCUUAAUGUCCUAUCAAAAAACAAAUGUUGCCUAUGGAACUUUUUUUGUUUGUAAUUUUGAUCUUUAUUGUUAUAAAAUACAAACGAUAUGGGGGUGGAAACUG